Messenger RNA from Hypanus sabinus (Atlantic stingray), 3484 nucleotides. Its product is annotated as solute carrier family 22 member 7-like. The record is from RefSeq and is a predicted model, not a curated record. Gene Ontology annotation, cellular component: membrane. NCBI's taxonomy places the organism in Eukaryota, Metazoa, Chordata, Chondrichthyes, Myliobatiformes, Dasyatidae. Gene Ontology annotation, biological process: transmembrane transport. Gene Ontology annotation, molecular function: transmembrane transporter activity. The transcript is spliced from 10 exons. Bases 1769 to 3484 code for a protein of 571 amino acids.
AAGGACGUCAUCACUCACAAACCCAGUUGAAGGGGAGAGCGUCACCCAAGCCAGGGUCAGGGGUCAGCCCACUGACUCUGUGGUGGUGACCUGGGGUGUUUAGGGGCAACUGGUGAACUUAAGGAGUCAGGGGUCAGCCUGGUGACCCUGCAGGGUUAGGGUUUGGCUUGGAGGGUCAGGGGGUUGGCCAGUGACCCUGGCUGUGGUGGGGGGAGGGUAGGGUUGAUGACCUGGGGUAGACCCUGUCUAUCGGGAGGUAGUGGUGGGCAGGUGGGGUUCGGGAGGCGUGGAUGCUCCUGACCAGCACCCCGGGAGCAGGAGCUCAUUGCCCUGUCACAUCAGCCCUGCUGUUCCAAUGUUUGCGACUACACCUUGAGCCUGAUCUCAUUGAUCCAUACUCCAGCACUCCAGUGUAUCCCUGUGCGAAUGUAAUGGCUCCUUUAGUUCUGAGCAGCUGGGAAGACAGAGGCCACGGGACGUCCUACAGAUGGUGCAGCCCUGACUGAGUCGCUUGGACAGAAGGAGAGAAGUGCAAUCCAGCAGAAACAACGCAGCAAGGAGACGACGACCCACUGCACAUACACACGGGAUUCUGGUCACCAUGUUAUAGAAGGCAUGGGGUUGCACUGGAGACGGUGCAGAGGAGAAUCACCUGGGACAGAGGACUGUAGUCACGGGGAGAAAUUGGAUAGGCUGGGCCUGUUUAUCCUGAAGCGAAGGUGGCUGAGGGGGUCACCUGGUAGAAAUAGAUAGAGUAAUGAGAGGUAUUUAUAGGGCAGAUCAUUGAAAUCUUUUUAGAAGGGGUAUGAAAAUCAAGCGCUUCAGAUUUAAGGUGAGAGGAGGGAGUUUUAAAGGGAAUCUGACUGAUAAUUUUUACACAGAGAGCGGCUGCUGUCUGGAACACACUGCCAGAGGGGGUACAGUACUACAUUUAAGAUGCAUCUUGAGUACCACUGCGUAGAGUGAUAUUGUCCUACUAGGACUAGUGUAGAUGGACCAAAGGGCCCAUUUCUAAGCUGUACAACUAUGACUGUAACUAUUUUUGUGCCAUCUGCAAACUUACUAAUCACACGUUAACAUUCACAUCCAAAUGGAACAGUGAGGGCCCCCACUGAUCCUUGUGGUACACCACUGGUCACAGGCCUCCAAUACACCCCUCCAACUGUCCUCGCUCUCCUUCCGCCCAUCCUUUCCUUCUCCUACCCAGCCCUUACCCUCUCUCCGUCUUUAUUCCUCAUCCUAUCUGCCAGACCCUCUCUCCACCUCGCUCUCUUGCUUUCUCUCACUCUCCCACUCAUAGCACCCCGUCCCUCUCCUCCAUUCCUCCUCUCUCCCAUGACCCUCCCAUCAGUUCCUCGUGCUCCAUUUGCUCUCCCUCCUCCUUGUGCUCCUGUCCCUCUCCCUCGCUGCCACUUCCCUCUUUCUCGCACAUCACACUCUCCUCCUCUCCCACCACUCCCCCCCCCACCCAUCUCCCUCUCCUUACUGCCCCUCCCAAGCUUUGGCAUGUCUGGAUCAUGUGCUGUGCAUUAAUUUGUUAGUCCUGUCAUCACUGUACGCUGGUGCACUGCACUGGUGAGUGUGGGUUCCAAGGGGAUGUUCCUGGGUCUGCCCAGCCCAGUCUGGUUAAUAGUUGGAUAGUGAAGGACUGUGUUCCCUGAACACCAGCUUUGUUCACCACACCCCAAUCACAUAAUUGGCAGAUUAUUGGAGUCAGGCGGUGUGCAGGGUCCUUGCAAGCUCAGUCUCCCUGCUGCUGUGCACCAGUAUGUAUAUGGAUAGCAUCUUACAGGGGCUGGGAGGCUUUGGCAGAUUCCAGCUGUUGGUGCUGGUGCUGCUGUGGGCUGCCCGCCUGCCUCUGCCCUGGCACUUCCUGCUGCAUAUCUUCCUAUCGGCCGUUCCUACCCAUCACUGUCGAUCCCCCCACCCCAGCCUGGCCAACUUGAGCCAGGCCCAGCGGCUGCAUACUACCUCCCCUCUGGAGUCCGACGGCACCUACAGCUCUUGCCGCAUGUACCCCAGCCCCCAGCUCCAGCUGCUAGAGGCACACCCAGACAGCCAGCACAACCUGUCUAAUGCCAUCGGCUGUACCAACGGCUGGGACUAUGACACGUCCCAGUUCACUUCUACCAUCGCCACUGAGUGGGACCUAGUGUGUGAGCGGCGGCAACUGAACCAGGCUGCCGGAACCACCUUCUUCUUGGGCGUCAUGUUGGGAGGACCACUUUUUGGAUACCUCUCUGACAGGUGUGGCCGUCGGAAGGUUCUGCUUCUGGGCUGCCUAAUGACAGCUACGUUUGGCAUCAUUGCCUCCUUCUCUGUCACAUUUGCCAUGUUCAGCAUCUCCAGGCUCCUGUGUGGGAUGGGACUGUCAGCUAUCUCUACAACUUCCAUCACUCUGGCAAUAGAAUGGACGGACGUGAAGCACCGUGUCCAGCUUGGUGCCAUAACUAGCUUAGCCUGGAGUGUGGGUAACAUGUCGCUGGCACUCAUCGCCUACCUGCUGCGGGACUGGCACUGGCUUGUCUUCACCGUUUCCACUCCCUGUCUGCUGAUUGCUGCCCUGUGCUGGUGGAUCCCAGAGUCGGUCAGAUGGCUGCUGGCAGCCGCACAGUUGGAGCAGGCCCAGCGUGGGCUGCAGAGGUGUGCCCGGUGGAACAGCGUGAGCAUCCCCAUUUCCUGCCUCUCCUUACAGGAGCUAGAGAAGGCUGUGAGAAUGGAUCGUCCACGGACACCCAGCUCCAUCUGCGACCUUAUAAACACCUCGCAAAUGAGGAGAAUCACUGUCUACUCAGGAAUCGUCUGGCUCGGAGCUGCCUUCUCCUACUACUCCAUCAGUUACUCAGUGGGAGGCUUCGGACUCGACAUGUACCUGACACACUUCAUCUACGGGGCCAUCGAGUUGCCUGGCAAGCUGCUGGCCUAUCUGCUGCUGAGCACUGUGGGACGGCGCCAAACCCAGGGCGGAUUCCUCCUGCUGACUGGGCUGCUGAUGACGCUCAGACAUGUCCUUCCCAAAGGUCUGCCCAUCCCUCAGCUGUUGGUCGGGAUUGUCGCCAAGGGCUGUGCUGAGGCAGCGUUCACCACGGCUGUCCUCUUCACCACUGAACUCUACCCAACACCGAUUCGACAGAGCGGGCUGGGGUACUCCAUGUUCAUGGGACGGAUGGGAGCCUCCCUGACUCCACUGGUCAUGCUGCUCGAUGAGUUUUGGCACUCCUUGCCGUACCUGAUCUUCACCAGCAUCACAGUCAUGGCCGGAACUGUGGCCUUCCUGCUCCCUGAAACGGCACAUAUCCCCCUGCCUGAGAGCAUUGCGGACAUCGAAAACAGACACCAGGCUGCAGCCACUGAGAAUGGAAACAAAGUUCCUUUGAGGUCGCUCAGUGCCAGUAAGCAGCAGAAAGCAGAGGGGAACGCUGAGGGAGAAGGAUGGACAGAUGGAGACUGUCCAGCCGACACUGUGGAGACAGAGGGCAUGUGA